Molecule: messenger RNA, 1337 nt
Organism: Urocitellus parryii (Arctic ground squirrel)
Lineage: Eukaryota; Metazoa; Chordata; Mammalia; Rodentia; Sciuridae
Gene: Gemin7
Product: gem nuclear organelle associated protein 7
Biological process (GO): spliceosomal snRNP assembly
Cellular component (GO): SMN-Sm protein complex
Molecular function (GO): RNA binding
Source: RefSeq, a predicted model, not a curated record
GGUCUCAGUUUUGUAAACCUGGCCAGCAGGGAGAGCUGGAGGACAAAAUGACCCUCUCGUCCAUCUCAGCUGCUGUCCUUUAAGCCUAUUUCCCCGUCCGCGGCUGCAGAUAGCAAGGUUGCCACGGGGGAGGUGGCGUUCCCCCGGGAAGUGCGGGGUAGGAGCGUGUCGGUGCCGCGGGCGGGGGCCAAACGCUAAGCUCUGCCCUUGACCCAGCCCCGGGGAAGACUUUCCCUCUAUGAGCCUCAGUUUCGUGCUCCGUAAAAUGGGCACCCCAGACGCCCCCAACUAACAGGCUGGCCCCAGGUCAACGUGCUGGCGGGGCGGUGACCAGGGCGGUGCCGGAGCCAAGCCUCCCAGCCGGCCGCGACCACGUGGGGCGGCAGCGGCAGCAGCGGCAGCAGCGGCAGCAGCAGCAGCGGCGCUGGCGGAACCCAGGCUCGGAGGCUUGCUGCCCGCCCGGGCCUCUGCAGCGAGGGCCCCGGCGGAAGUGUGGGCGCCAGAAGCCGUGGACCUGGGUCACACCUUGGCUCCAAAACCCUCAAGGGCUUCCCCUGGACUGUGGAAAAAGUUUGUCCUUGUGCAUAGGGUAGGGUGAGAGCCCCUGCUCCAUUGGCUGUAGGCCCUGUUGGCUCCCUUGCCUGCCACUCUGCAACCUGUAUCAGCCAGCACAAUGCAGACGCCAUUGGCCAUUCCUGUGCCUGUGCUCCGGCUCCCCCGGGGCCCCGACGGCUUGAGUCGUGGCUUUGCCCCUGAUGGACGCAGGGCCCCCCUGAAGCGCGUAGCUACUGAAAUCCAAGAGUGUCCCAUCCUUCAAGAAUCUCCAGAAUCCCAGGAACAGCGAGCCCGAGCUGCCCUUCGGGAGCGCUACCUCCGCAGCCUGCUGGCCAUGGUGGGUCGCCAGGUGAGCUUCACACUGCACGAGGGUGUGCAUGUGACUGCCCACUUUGGAGCCACUGACCUGGAUGUGGCCAACUUCUACGUGUCGCAGCUGCAGACUCCCAUAGGGGUGCAGGCUGAGGCACUGCUUCGAUGUAGUGACAUUAUUUCAUACACCUUCAAGCUGUGAAGACAGUAUUGUGGUCACCCUUCUGCUGUGGUCUUAGCCACAGUAUUGCAGGCCUCCAAAUGUUCCUGAGCCAGGCACUGUGGACCCCACAGAGUUCUGAGCUCCCUGGGAAUUUGAACCAAGCACCUCUGGAUUUUUGAGGCCUCCAGGGUCUAGUUGUAAAGGUCUGCAACCCUAGGACUUCCAGAUCUCGUUGAAAGGAAUGCUCUACCUUGUAGAACUCUGGACUCUACAGAAAUAUGGGCCAGUGCCAGUUCCUGAAGACCCG